Molecule: messenger RNA, 1691 nt
Organism: Etheostoma cragini (Arkansas darter)
Lineage: Eukaryota; Metazoa; Chordata; Actinopteri; Perciformes; Percidae
Gene: hoxd11a
Product: homeobox D11a
Exons: 2
Coding region: 84-920 (278 amino acids)
Biological process (GO): regulation of transcription by RNA polymerase II; anatomical structure development
Cellular component (GO): nucleus
Molecular function (GO): RNA polymerase II cis-regulatory region sequence-specific DNA binding; DNA-binding transcription factor activity, RNA polymerase II-specific
Source: RefSeq, a predicted model, not a curated record
UGGUGCUAUAAAUGGACAAAGUUUAACACAGUCAAGCUGCCAAUUCCUCUGCUGUUGCAAAGAGGAAAAGGGGAAGAAGAGAUAUGACGGAAUACGAUGAUCGCAGCUGUGCGUCAAAUAUGUAUUUACCGAGCUGUACUUAUUACGUUUCGACGCCCGAUUUUACAUCAGUCUCCUCCUUUUUACCGCAGACUACUUCGUGUCAGAUUAAUUUCCCCUAUUCUCCCAAUAUAGCCCAAAUCCAACCUGUCCGAGAAGUCUCUUUUAGGGAUUAUGGACUGGACCAUCCCAGCAAAUGGCACUACAGGGGCAAUUACGCGUCUUACUACUCAACGGACGAGAUAAUGCACCGGGACUUGAUCCAGUCCUCCAGCAGCAGGGCUGAUGUGAUACUCAAAAACGAGUCGUUGUACGGCCACCACGGGGGGACGAGCUCGCCGUGCAAUUUCUUCCCCGGUGUCGGCCGAAAUGGGGUUCUCCCACAGGGCUUUGACCAGUUUUUGGACAAUCCUAACUCGGACAAGCCCAACGCGGAGCUCCCCAAACAAAAGACAGACUCUGCUGCUCCCGCAGAUGCUGCGAAGAACAAUCAGGCUUUGACAAAACUAGAGCAGCACAAAGCUGACGCGAGCGCCGACGAGGACUCAUCCUCCAACUGCGGCGACAAGAGCAACAACCAACAGAGUUCAUCAACCAAGUCCAGGAAGAAGAGGUGUCCUUACACCAAAUACCAGAUCCGAGAACUUGAACGAGAGUUUUUCUUCAACGUGUACAUUAACAAAGAGAAGCGACUUCAGCUGUCCAGGAUGUUAAAUCUGUCCGAUCGGCAGGUGAAGAUUUGGUUUCAGAACAGAAGAAUGAAAGAGAAAAAGCUGAACCGCGACCGCCUUCAGUAUUUUACUGGGAAUCCUUUAUUCUAAAACCUGACAUUACACACACACACAUGUUAAAGACUGGUCUCCUGCAUAUUUGAAUCCUCGUAAUCCCGUCUAAAAAGUCCAUUUUGCAGAUGCCAUAUUUUUUACAAACAAUUUCUGCAUCUAUUUAUUGGUGUUUACAUAUUUGUUUGCGUUAUUGUCAAAUAUUCCAGCAAAGCGUGAGCUGUGCUUUGAAAUUAUUUAUAUGAAACAUAUGUAGGCUUUUUCCUUGUGUAGGCCUACUGUCCAUUCAUACGACGCAUGUAAUGCACGUUGUGCUGUGAAAUAAAGUAGACACGACACAUGGUGUAUGAUAGUCACAAAGCUUGUAACGUGAACUUAUCCCAACCCAACAAAAACAACACGAGAAAAGGCUUUGUCUUCUUCUAAAGAUUCAUCAGUGGAGAAAUGUGGCGCUCGUGGGCCUGUAUAAAACCGUUAUUUCCUCUGCUUUCAAACAGUGGAUUGUUUACUAAACCUUGAACCGUCUAGACAGUAUAAUAAACGUAGCUGUAAAUGUUUAAAUAGGGGGCUAUUGAACGUGUCCCAGCCCAACCCCCACACCAAAGUAGUUUCACUCCAGCUACAAAUGUUUGGAGAAAUCAAGAGAUUUCUGCGCAUCCCGUCCAUAUUUAGCUCCUUUCGACAUGUUGGGACACUUGUAAUGGUUAUUGUUAGCUGGGAUACAAUGAUGAUAUUCUAAAAAAGACCGUCAUAAAGUUUAAGUAACAUUUUAUUUGUAUCUGCUUUUCUCAUUAGGCGAAAUUUGGCCUU